CCGGAGUCGGUUUUGUUUUGCUUGUGCUGCCGUGUGUCAGGCUCGCCUGGCCAAAGUUUCGGGUUCAAGUCAGGUUCAAGUCAGGUUCAAGUACCUGUUUUAAAAGUGGAGAAGCAGCUCAGCCAAUCAUGAAUCUGCUAUGAAUGACUUGAGGAGAACAUUUGGGGAUUGGUUCGGUGCUGUCCGGGGCACUUUGGAGGAUUGGGAAGGGAGACUUUUAUUAUUCCUGACUUCCUCAACGCCUUGAUUGGUGUUGCACCUGGAGGGAGGUGCGGACGACAUGGCCAGUCCACAACAGACGGAUCUGUCAUAUGCGUGGGAAAAGUACAUGGACUGCAGACUUCAAGGAGCGGAUCUGCAGGUCAGCCUUCAGAGUCUAGAGAAUUUCCUCUGCCUCUUCCACUAUGUGCAGCAUCACCCCAACCACAGCCCCAAAGAUGCACUGAAAUUCUGCUCAGACAUGAGUGGGGCCAGUAACACACUGGCAAGGGAGUUCCUGACCGAUGUACAUCAACUGUGCAGCGCGGUGGCUCAGAGAGCGGAGGCACGGGAGGAGGAUGAGGAGGAGAGUCACAUGGUUGCACUGGGAGAGUACUUGGUCAGGGGACGAGGCUUCCUGUUGCUCAGCACGCUGGACUCCAUCAUUGACCAGGAGUUGACCUGCCGGGAGGAGCUGCUCACUUUGCUGUUGUCUCUGCUGCCGCUGGUGUGGAAGAUCCCUGUACAGGAGGAAAAAGCCCCAGAUUUCACCCUGCCGUCCCUACUGGAGGUUUUCCUUAACUGGGAGGUGAAGGCCGUCCCUCUCAGAACAGGACAGAAGACUGGCACAGAUGAACAGGAUCCGGGGAAGAGGUCACGUGUCGGCAGCGGCUCCUGGAAAUCACGGAGGUUGCGCAGGACAGCCCAGAGAUAUUCUGUAAAGGAUGCUCGGAGGUCCCAGGUUUCUACCUCAGAUUCAGAAGCCAACUGUGAAGACAAAGCUGUCUCUGGCCCGGGUGGCCCAAGGAGCCGGAGGUCACACGGCUCAACCAUCCGGGUAAGCUGUCAACAUCAUCGUUCAGACGCCUCGCAGUUAACAUCCACCGCCACCAACACCGAAACCAUGAGUGCCCCAUACCCUCAUCCUAGAGCCCCUGGGUCCCAGAUAACGGACACUGAAACCCUGACAGACCCCGCUGCAAUAUCAAUAUUCAACCGCAUGGAGAACUCACCCUUUGAUCUCUGCCAUGUGUUGCUUUCACUGCUAGAAAAGGUGUGUAAGUUUGACAUGAGCAUCAACCACAACCCUGGCCUGGCAGUCAGCGUUGUACCCACUCUCACUGAGAUCCUGACUGAGUUUGGAGAUUGCUGUGGUCCAGGGGGAGGGGGUGGAGGUGGUACAGCGGCAGAGGAGCUUGCUGGAGGCUGGACAGAAGAGCCCAUCGCCCUGGUUCAGAGGAUGCUCCUACGCACCAUCUUGCACCUGAUGUCGGUGGAUGUGAGUCAGAGUGAAACCCUUCCAGAUAGCUUGAGACGCAGCCUGACAGAUUUGUUGAGAGCCACCCUCAAAAUCCGAAGCUGUUUAGACAGGCAGACAAACCCCUUCGCUCCUCGCCCCAAGAAGACCCUGCAGGAGGUCCAGGAUGACUUCUCUUUCUCUCGCUAUCGCCACAGGGCGCUGCUGCUUCCGGAGCUUCUAGAGGGGGUACUACAAGUGCUGCUGGGUUGCCUGCAGGCUUCCACACCCAACCCCUUUUUCUUUAGCCAGGCACUGGAGCUCAUCCAUGAGUUUGUCCAGCACCGUGGCCUGGAGCUGUUUGAGGCCACAGUGCUGCGACUGGAGGGAAUCGGCAGGGCCAGGGAUUCAGAAGUAGGAGGUGAGGCCUCAGAGAGGCUACGAGGUCUCAUUGCAGGUGUCUUCAAGAUCAUCAGUGCUGUUAAGAAGGCAAAAUCAGAGCAGCUGCAUCAGUCAGUGUGUGCAAGACGACGUCACCGUCGCUGUGAAUAUUCCCACUUCUUGCAUCACCACAGAGACCUGUCAGGUUUGCCUGUCUCUGCUUUCAAGCAGGCCGCCAGACGUAAUCCCUUUGAAGAGGAUGGAGAAGGCAAGGAAGGGAUGGAAGGUGAUGCGGUGCGUUACCCUGAGCGUUGCUGCUGCCUGGCUGCCUGUUCUCACCAAUGUCUGCGGCUCUUACAGCGCCUCUCCCCCAGUGGACCUGCUGUGUUGCAGGUACUGGCUGGGGUGCAGGCUGUUGGAAUAUGCUGUUGUAUGGACCCCUGCUCAGUAGUAAGACCCCUGCUGCAUGCCUUCCAAGCUCCAGGUCUGCGUAGUUACCAGUCUCAUGUUCUAAGUGUUCUGGGAAGACUGAUCCUGGACCAACUUGGUGGUGGUCAGCCCUCAGAGAAAGCCAAGCUGGCCUCCUGUAACAUCUGCACUCUGGACAGCAGCCAGCUGCCAGGUCUGGAGGAGACGCUACAGCACGGGGAACCUUCAGCCAUUUCUACCAGUCUGUGUUACCGUUCCCAGGGUAUUCUGCCGAGUGGAGGGGGGGCAGAGGACAUGCUGUGGAAGUGGGAUGCCUUGGAAGCCUACCAAGAACUAGUGUUUGGUGAGGACUGGCAGCUGAGCCAGCAGAUAGCUGGCCAUGUGUGCCACCUGACCCUCCGGGGCAAUGCCAUAGUUCAGUGGCAGCUUUACACACACAUCUUCAACCCUGUGCUGCAGAGAGGGGUAGAGCUGGCCCACCAUGCCCAACAGCUGGGGGUUUCCACUGUCUGUACUCAGGUCUGCAGCUAUCACACGCAGUGCCUGCCAGUGGAGGUACUUCUCAUAUACCUGCAAACACUACCUACCCUCCUCAAAUCAAGGGUGAUCAGAGAUCUUUUCGUCAGCUGCAAUGGGCUCAACCAGGUGACAGAGCUUAUCUACCUAGACCAGACCCGCUCUUUGGCUCUGAAGGUGUUUGAGACUCUGAUUAUAGGCGUUGGACACCACCAAGUAGACGGGGUGCUUCAGGAGCUGGAGAGUGCUGAUACUGAGGAAAGGGAGGCGGUUUUGGGCCUGGCUGAGGAACUGGGGUCCCGAGGGGCUGGAGAGGGCCCGCAGAGCCUCAGCAAGUUCUACGAAGGCCUAAAGGAAGUGUAUCCUCGUCAUAAGAGCCGGAGCGGGCAGGGACGAGGACCGGGCCGCAGCCGGGCAGAGACCCACCUCCACGUCAUCAACCUCUUCUUGUGCGUGGCCUUCCUCUGCGUCAGCAAAGAGGCUGACUCUGACCGGGACUCGGCCAACGACUCUGAGGACACAUCAGGUUAUGACAGCACAGCCAGCGAGCCUCUUGGUGGGCGGCUGCCGUACCUGUCCCCCGACAGUGUGGCUCUGCCCUCCAAGGAGCAGGUGCGCCGGGCUGCUGAUGUUUGGUCGGUGUGUCGGUGGAUCUACCUGGCCAGCCCCUUGUUCCAGAGGCAGUUCUUCAGGCUAGGGGGACUGGAUGUGUGCCUGCGUCUCAUGGCCAUGGUUAUCCAGAAACUUUCCUGUAAGACCAAGGAUGGGAAAGCGAAGAAGAAAAGGGACAGUAAGGGCAAAGGCAGUCCCGAGUCCACGGUCCCAGCCAAUUCGCUGGGAGUAGAGGAGACGACUCAAGACGCAGCUGACACCCACUGUAAUGCACCACCCGAGGGAAAAACCAAAGAUCCAGCAAAGAAGCUGGAGGAAGAGUGGCAACUGCAAAGUAUUCGUCUCCUCGAGGCCUUACUGGCUAUUUGUCUACACAGUGCUAACUCAGCCCUGCAGAGGAUCGAAACUGAACUUUCUUAUCAGCUCCAGUCAGUGGAAGAGACCCUGUUUGAGGUGAGAGACCAGCUCUCUCGCUCAGGGGUGGUGAACUCUGACCUCGCUGUACCUCUGUUCGACUCUCUCCUGAGAGUGGCCCUGGCAGAGGUGUCAUCCUGUCCUGAUCCCCCUGAGGAGAAGACAGACAGGGUGAGUCCUGCCUUUGGAGAAACUCUCCAGGUGUUGGCGGAGGGGGCGGCCCCUGCAGGCGAUCUGUCUGAGGAGGUGGAUGAGGUGCAGAGCUGUGGCGUCAAGCCCCCCGGAGAGGAGGAGGGCUACGACGCCGACAGCGAGAGCAACCCCGAGGACAUGGCCAAGCAGGAAGAGGGAGUGAAGGUGGAGUCCACUGUGCUGCGGGAGUUUGCGGCAGUGGCCGAGGGGCCCAGGCGCGGCGUGCUGCUGUUCCCAGAGAUCUGCACAAUGGAGUUGCAGCUCCUCGCCACCGGCUCCCCAGACCUGGAGGUCCUGAGCCAUGUGUUUCACAGUCUGCUCGGUGCGGUCCACGCCAACAGCCGUAAUGCUGCCUUGCUCUAUGACCAGGGAGGAGUCAAAACUAUCCUGUCUGGCUUUUAUAACAUCCUCAGUCAAACAGACCCUUCCUUCAAAGAUUGCCAGACUGUGCUAGUGGAGCUGCUGGUUGCCAUGGUGAGCCAGCGAAUCACAGCGGAGGAACUGGCUCUAUUGAUUCGCCUCUUCCUGGAGAAGACCCCACCUAUUGAGAUUUUACUGAAUGGCAUCCUCCAAAUUGUCGAAGCCAACAUGAAUAUAGAACCUCUUCACUUGCUGACCUUUCCAAUAAUCCUUGGGGCUUUGACGCCAGGAGGGUUGUCCCCUGGCUCCAGACAGAACGGUGCUGCCGGAGGGAAAAGCGUGGGUUUGCUCUGGAAGGGCAAACUGUCUCCCGGGCGCAGGGAGGGGGAUCCUGAGUUCAGGGCGAGCCACCUGUGUUCCUCUCCCUGGCACAUCGCUCCCCUCCACUUGCCCCUGGUAGGGCAGAACUGCUGGCCCCACAUGGCCAGCGGCUUCAGCGCCUCUAUGUGGCUGAGGGUGGCAGAGCAAGAGGAGAAGGACGGGGACACAGACAAAGAAGAGAGAAACCCUCCCACGGCUGAGUCCCACCAUGGUUCCUCUCAGGCUGGGAGCAGAUUAGUAGAAGAGGGCCUCAUUCAUAUUCUAUCCAUGGGCUCCAAGGCAUUGAUGCUGCAAGUGUGGGCAGACUUCUCUACAGGCUCUCUCACAUUCAGGAUUUGUAUAGACCCAAACGAUGAGAUAAAAGCAGGGCUGUUGGCGCAGGCGGACUCUGCUGGGGGACUGCUCAGGCCAGGCCAAUGGCAGCACCUUGGCCUCACUUACACCCAGCAGCCAGAAGGCAAGAAGAACAUCCAUGGUCGCGUGGUUGUCUGGGUGUGUGGCAUCAGGAAAUGUGAGGUUUCUUUGGACUACACCUUACCCAGAAAGUCCAGUUUAUCAUCCGACAGCAACAAGACCUUCUGCAUGUUGGGAAACUGUAUGCCGUCUUCUGAGGAGCUGGCGAAGCAGGGUGGGCGCUGGAAUAUGGGCACUGUGCUUCUCUUCAAUGGGUCUAGAAUAGGAUCUGAAGAGGCCCUCUUCCUGUACAGCAGCGGGCCUGACCUCACCUCAAUCAUGCCCUGCAAGUAUGGCAAGCCGAGUGGGACAUUCUCCAAGUUUGUCACUGAGGAAGGGCUGAAGUGUGAGCAGGUGCGAGAGCUUCUGAUGAAGAGCAAGGACGUGGACACUACAGCUUUGGUUGAGAGCCUGGCAGUAGUAUAUGCUCCCAGCAGUCCCAGACACUAUAUUAUCUACGAACCUGUAAUCAGACUGAAGGGCCAGGCUAAGACAGUGGUUACCCAGAGGCCUUUCAGCUCCAAAGAGGUGCAGAGUGUUUCCCUGGAGCCCAACGCUCUCAGGGCUCUGCUCCCCACUGAAACCCAAGGCCUUCAGAGCGUCCUGCACAAGAUCGGAGGGACGGGAAAUUUUGUCUUCCUCUUUGCACAGACGGUGGAGCUGAGUGACUGUGAGCAGACCCAGUCUCUGGCCCUGCGGGUGCUGCUGUCUCUGUCCAAGUUUAACCAGCACCGCAUCCACGAAAUGGACUGUUACCAUGGUUACUCAAUGAUCCACCAGGUCCUCAUCAAGUCCAAAUGCAUCGUGGGAUAUCAUAUGCUGAAAACUCUGCUGGAUGGGUGCUGCAGUGGACCCAUCCUAAUCCUGGGGGAUGAUGGUCAAUUCCGUCUGGACACUGAGUCCAUCGCUGUGGUGCAGGACAUCAGGCUGCUCUCAGAUAUCCUGUUGGACUGGAAGAUCUGGGCCAAGGCUGAGUGUGGAGUGUGGGAAACACUGCUUGCUGCCUUAGAGAUCCUCAUCAGAGUGCACCACCCUCAUCAGGUCUUUAAUAUCCGUCAGUUCCUCAAGGCUGAAGUUGUGCAUCGCUUCCUGCUCACCUGCCAGGUGUUACAGGAGCAUCGGGACGAGCAUCUGACUGCCAUCCCACAGGAAGUCUGUUUGUCAUUCGUCAAAAUCAUCCAGGAAGUAUUAGGGUCUCCUCCAGACCUGGACCUGCUCAAACUGAUCUAUAACUUCCUGCUGGCCGUUCACCCUCCCACCAACACCUACGUCUGCCACACUCCAUCCAGCUUCUACUUUUCACUGCACAUCGAUGGGAAGCUGUACCAGGAGAAGGUGCAGUCCAUUAUGUACCUGCGACACUCCAACAGUGGAGGAAAGUCUGCCAGCAGCUCUGUGCUGUCCCUCUCCCCCAUUGUCUUCCCCGACAUCCAUGAAGGCCAUCUCCAUGCUCCUUCCCCUGAACAUGGAGGUGAUGAUCAGUCGUUACGCCCACCUAGCCUGGCACCAUCUCCAUACUCCUCCCCUCUGCUGACACCGCGCCUAAGGCACGCUGGUUCAAGUGAGGCAGGUGAAGGUGACGGGGUCUCCCUCACCACUCAACAAGCUCUGGGCAGCACAGAAACACUCAAGAAGGGCGGAGGUGACGAACAACUCCUGAGCAGUUGUGAAUCAGCGAAGACUAUUUGUGACUCGAAGGAAGUAGGUGAGGGAGGAGCUCCAUGCACCCCUUCCAUCAGUGUGGAGGAGGAGCGGGACGAGGCAGCAGAGGUGGACAGCCUGGCAGAAGGCAGCGUGGGGGUCGCAGAGUCUGAGGACAGAUUCGACUGGGCCAGUGACGAGGCACCUCGCCGCCCUGACAGCCUGAAAGGCAUCCAGUCCUUCCAGAGGAGCCACAGCAACCUGGCCAGUCUGGGCCUGGCCUUCCCAGCUCCAAACGGCUCAUUGGCUGUCAGUCGCUGGCCCAGUGCAGCUGACCGAGGCUCCAUGCCGGAGGAGUGGGAGAGUUACACCUACUCUCCUGGUUACGAGAGGGCGCACAGCAAGACUGAGUCCAAUGACCGGUCAAGCACAGAGGACUGCCUGGUGCUCAUCUGCUGUGGACUCUAUGAUCUUCUGAGGGGCGUCCUGCUCCUGUUGCCUGACCUCAUGCUCGAGGAAGUGAUGGAUAAGCUCAUCCAGCCGGAGGCCCUCAUUGUCCUGGUCAACCACUCAUCACCUCUCAUCCAGCAAGGAGUCAUGAAGCUGCUGGACGCCUAUUUCAGCAGAGCCCUCAAGGAGCAGAAAGAGAAGUUUCUGAAGAACCACGGCUUCUCAUUGCUGGCCAACCAGCUGUACAUCCACCAGGGCAGCCAAGGGCUCCUCGAAUGUUUCCUGGAGAUGCUGUUUGGGCGGCCGGUGGGCCUGGAGGAAGAUCUGGAUCUGGAAGAAAUGGAAAAUAUCUCCCCCUUCAGAAAGCGCUGUAUCAUCCCAGUGUUGGGUCUUAUUGAGAACUCCCUGUAUGAGAACUCCCUGGUGCACAACAUCCUGUGCAUGUUGCUGCAGCUCCUCAACGCCUGCCCUAAGCUGGCAGACAUCCUGCUAGACCACGGGCUGCUCUAUGUGCUGUUCAACACUCUUUCUACCCUCAAUGGCAUGGAGAAUGGUAUUCCCCUGAAUGACUACAAGCUCCUGGUGUGUGACAUCCAGCAGCUGUUAGUAGCUGUGACUAUUCACUCCUGCAGCUCUUCAGGGUCCCAGUACUUCCGCAUCAUCGAAGACCUCAUUACCUUGCUGGGUUUCAUGCAGACCAGCAAGAUGCGCCGCACGCAGGAGAUGGCUGUGGCCUUGCAGUUCCGCGUUCUCCAGUCAGCGAUUGAGUUUAUAAAAACAACAGCCAAUCAGGAACCACAGAAGUUGAGCAGCUCUGUUAAUGCGCCAAGCUCUCCACAUCACGCCAUCUAUCAGAAGCGCAAGAGCAUCGCGGGCCGGCGCCGGUUCUCUUUGGCCCAGACCGACUCUCUCUUGAUGCGAAUGCGCUCCGUAGCCAGCGAUGAGCUCAACCAGAUGAUGCAGAGGAGGAUGAGCCAGGAAAACCCCAUACGUGCUAGUGAGACAGAGUUUGUCCAACGGCUGCAGAGGCUUGUGGUUCUUGCUGUCAACAGACUCAUUUACCAUGAUGUGAGCCAGGACUUAUUUGACCUGCUGAAUAUUCCCGACUCCCCAGACCAACAACUUUUCACACCAGAUCCAAGUGAUCAAACGCAAGAGGAGAGCGGUUCCACCUCCAUGCCACACUCACCUACACCCUUCACCCUGCCGCCUGCGAGUAAGAAGAGCUUUCAGAAAGACAUCCUCAGACUCAUGAUGGACGGGAUCAAAAUCAGCCUGGGCAGCACUGGCAGAGGAGGAGCUCCACAUCAGCAGUGGCGAAGGAUCUUAUGGUCGUGUCGAGACACUUUUCGGGUCCAAAUCGGUCGCCUGCUGGUGCACACGCUGAGCCCUGCACUUCCCUUGGACGACAGGAAGGAGGCGCUGGAGUUCGUGUUUGAUCCCAGACAUUUAGAUAUCCUCAAGGAGAGCCUCAGCCCAGGUUUAGAGCACGGACCCAAGCUGUCGCUGUACCUGUACGAGAUGUUGCACGAUCACAAGGACGGCCUCACCAAAGACGAGCAGAAUGCUGUGGGUGUAUUCAUGACCUCGCUCAAGCUUUGCGGCCAUCGCUGCAUCCCACCCAACGCCCAGCACAAACAAGACUUGCUCAAGGCCAUAAAAGAGGAAAAAUUGAAGUAUGAAGCAGAGGAGAAAACAAGCAAAGUAGCGUGGGAAAAGAAAAUGGCCAACACUCAGAGGAAUCUUAUCCAGAGGCUGGAUGGAAAGUCCAAAGACAUUUCCAAGAUUGCAGCUGAUAUCACUCAGAAUGUGUCUCUGCGGCAAGGCAUGGAGAGAAAGAAAGUCAUCCAGCACAUCAGGGGCCUCUACAAGACUGACCUAAGUGCCAGUCGCCAUUGGCAGGAGCUGGUUCAGCAACUCACGCAUGACCGUGCGGUUUGGUAUGACCAGACAUCCUACCCCACGUCCUGGCAGCUGGACCCUACAGAAGGGCCAAACCGGGAGCGACGUCGGCUUCAGAGAUGCUACCUCACGAUCCCCAAUAAAUACCUGCUGAAAGACAGACGGAAAUCUGAAGACACAGUUAAGCCACCGCUGUCCUUCCUGUUUGAGGAUAAGACUCACUCCUCCUUCUCCUCCACUGUUAAAGACAAAGCCACCAGCGAGCCCAUCAGGUUCACCAGACGGUGCAUCAGCGUCGCCCCCUCAAGAGAGACAGUAGGGGAGCUGCUCCUGGGAAAGUCCGGGAUGUACUUUGUGGAGGACAAUGCCGCCGACGCUCACGAUACCCAGAGCCUUCACGGGGAGACCGAGGCACCUUCUUUCUCCUGGACGUACGAGGAGAUCAAAGAGGUGCACAAGCGAUGGUGGCAGCUAAGAGACAACGCCGUGGAGAUAUUCCUCACCAACGGCAGGACCCUGCUGUUAGCCUUUGACAACACAAAGUUUCGUGACGACGUCUACCACAACAUCUUGACAUCCGAUCUGCCCAACCUGCUUGAGCACGGGAACAUCACGGCGCUCACGCAGCUGUGGGGCUCAGGUCAGAUAUCCAACUUUGAGUACCUCACGCAUCUCAACAAGCACGCCGGGCGCUCCUUCAACGACCUCAUGCAGUACCCGGUGUUCCCCUUCAUUCUGCGAGAUUACAUCAGCGAGACGGUGGACCUGCAGGACCCAAACAUAUACAGGAAUUUGAGCAAACCCAUCGCAGUCCAGUCCAAAGAGAAAGAGGAUCGCUACGUGGAUAAUUACAGAUACCUGGAGGAGGAAUACAAGAAGGGCAUUCGAGAAGAUGACCCCAUGCCUCCGGUCCAGCCUUACCACUACGGCUCCCACUACUCCAACAGCGGCACCGUGCUGCACUUCCUGGUCCGAAUGCCGCCUUUCACCAAGAUGUUCCUCGCCUACCAGGACCAGAGCUUUGAUAUCCCGGACCGGACGUUUCACUCCAUGAAUACCACGUGGCGCCUGUCCUCCUACGAGUCCAUGACUGAUGUGAAAGAACUCAUCCCAGAGUUUUUCUACCUCCCAGAAUUCCUGGUCAACAGAGAGGGUUUUGAUUUUGGGGUUCGUCAGAACAGCGAGAGGGUCAACCAUGUGAAUUUGCCACCCUGGGCUCGCAAUGACCCACGUCUGUUCAUCCUGAUCCACCGGCAAGCGCUGGAGUCUGACCAAGUGUCCCAGACACUGUGCCAGUGGAUCGACCUGGUGUUUGGGCUCAAGCAGAAAGGCAAAGCUGCCGUCCAGGCCAUCAAUGUGUUCCACCCGGCUACCUAUUUUGGCAUGGACGUCUCAGCUGUAGAAGACCCAGUGCAGCGACGGGCCCUGGAGACCAUGAUCAAAACGUACGGACAGACACCCAGACAGCUGUUCAACGCCUCUCACAUCUGCAAGGCCGGGCCCAAACUCAUGAUAGAGGGGGAGCUGCCGGCAGCCAUGGGUCUCCUGGUCCAGCUGGCCUUCAGAGAAACCAGAGAACAAACCAAAGAAAUAGUCUGCCCGAGCCCACUACCAUGGAUCAAAGGUCUGAAGUGGGGCGAGUACGUGGGGUCACCCAGUGCUCCGGACCCGGUAGUGUGCUUCAGUCAGCCUCACGGGGAGAGGUUCGGAUCCCUGCUGGCUCUGCCAACACGAGCCAUCUGUGGCCUGUCCCGCAAAUUCUGCCUCAUGAUGAUUUACAGCAAGGAACAAGGUGUGCGGAGCAUGCACAGCACAGACAUUCAGUGGUCGGCCAUCUUGAGCUGGGGCUACGCUGACAAUAUAUUGAGGCUCAAGAGCAAGCAGAGCGAACCACCCAUCAACUUCAUUCAGUGCUCACAACUUCACCAGGUGACCAGCUGCGCCUGGGUGCCCGAUGGUUGCCAGCUAUUUACGGGCAGCAAGUGUGGAGUCAUCACCGCCUACAGCAACCGCUUCACCAGCACCACGCCAUCAGAGAUGGAGGUGGAAUCUCAGGUUCACCUGUACGGACACACGGGAGAAGUCACCAGCCUGUUUGUCUGCAAACCAUACAGCAUCCUCAUCAGUGUCAGUCAAGAUGGCACCUGUAUCCUCUGGGACCUCAACAGGCUUUGUUAUGUACAAAGUCUCACAGGCCACAAAAGCCCGGUGACGGCGGUUUCUGCCAGCGAGACAACAGGCGACAUCGCAACAGUUUGUGACUCAGUGGGCGGAGGCAGCGACCUACGUCUGUGGACAGUGAAUGGCGACCUCAUAGGUCACGUCCACUGCAGAGAGAUCAUUUGCUCUGUUGCCUUCUCUAACCAGCCAGAGGGCGUGUCGGUCAACGUCAUCGCUGGAGGGCUGGAGAACGGGGUAGUCAGGUUGUGGAGCACCUGGGAUUUAAAACCAGUGAGAGAGAUCACCUUUCCCAAGUCGAGCAAACCCAUCAUCAGCUUGACGUACUCGUGUGACGGCCACCACCUCUACACCGCCAACAGUGAGGGUACGGUGAUGGCGUGGUGUCGGCGGGACCAGCAGCGCAUGAAGCUGCCCAUGUUCUACUCUUUCUUAAGCAGCUAUGCUGCAGGCUGACUGUGUGUCUGAUGUUUACAACUGUCCAGUUCUCUCCUCACUCCAGCUUCAGCAAGAGGAGCCCCCCUCCUCCUCCUCCUCCUUCUCCUCCUUCUCUUCCUCCUCCCUCCACCCACAGGGAGAGGGACGUGUCAGCAUGGCCUCAAUCUGAACCCCCCCUGACUUUUAACUAAAGUCAUCCCCAGUCGAGCAAACUCCACCACUGACACCCCCAGCUUUAUGAAAAUAGUAUUAUAUGUAUAUAUGUAUAUAUAUAUAUAUAUAAUAUAGACAUACUGAAGUUGAAUGUUGGGGGCAAUGAAUGAUCUGGCUGAGGCUGCAAUGGACACUUUAUACAAACUGUAUUUCUGAAAGUGCGUUUGGUUUGUUAAGUCUUUUAUUCUUUUGUUUCCCGCUGUUGAGUCUGUUGAGUUUUUGUUGUGCAAAGAUCCUCACCCGAUGUUGAUUUUGCUGUUUCCUGGUAAGCUGCUAUCGCCUGGCAAAAAAAAGAAAAAAAAAGCCAGAUCCCAAAGUGCGAGGACCCCCAUCUCUCACCUGGGCGGCGCAGGGAUCUCCCACAGCGCACCGGUUGACAGAUUGCUGCCGGAGCUCGGCGUGCGUGUCCUGCUGACGCUUGCAGUAGCCUGGAGGGAGGGAUGGAGCCCCUCCUCGUGUCUGUCACCGGGAGACGUCCCCGCUCUGUGGGAGUGAGACGUCGCUCUGCUGGGCUGUCUGCUCCACUCAAGUCUGAACACUAGUGUCGUGGCCCUGCAUCACUUUGUAUCUGCGCCCAGUGGAGGGAUGGGAGGAGACGUUUGGCUGAAUUGUUCCUUGUGUUGCCUGUUUUUCUUUCCUACUUUUGCAUGCUAGAAUUAUGCCGACCUUGACUGCAUAUGUGGAUGUGACAUUUACUGUCAUGAUACUCAUUCAUGAAGGCCUGCUUUGGUUGAAAUCGUCCUUUUGCGUUCAGAAAUGUUGAUGUUCAUUUAUUUAUUAGAAACACCACAGAGGCUAAUCUUACCUGCAUUGCCUCUGUAAUGUUUUACUGUCUUAAACCUGUCCGCCUCUCAAAAUGCACUACACCCUUUCACUAUUUCAUAGAGCUCGCUGAAAAUCCUGAGAAAGCAAAUAACAAACAGCUUUAUAUGCUUAAAGUGUUUUCAUUUGUUGAGACGAAGCAGAGAGUAGUCUCCUGAACGCUUCCUCUUCCUCGCUGAUCUAAGAGGCACGCUUGGCACCUGGGCAGCAUUACAAACAGGUUGUAGUUGGUGGGUGUGGUGAAGGGCAUCAUUUCCAGCUGCUGAGGAGACUCAGAGUCGGAGCAGGUAGAGCUUCCUGUACUGAUUAGGUUUUUCUGCAGCUCACAUGAUCGUCCUCCCUGUUUCUUUAAACACUACACUGAUCAGGCUGAGAAUCAGUCGACCAAACGUCUCUUUCUUUAACCCACCAACAGAUCCAUGCAGCUAUUCUUUACAUUCCCACUCAACUUACUGCACUUUCACUUCAUCCAUUAUUGUGUGUGAAAUGGUAGUCAAGGCACUUUUCUUUAAAUUAUAUAUACAUUUCAGAUUGGCCCACCAGCCAAUCAGCUACAAUUUUAAAUCAAGAGGAGCCAAUACUCUGUGGUCUUAACAUUAAUUCCACUAAUAAAUCUCAUCCAGAAAGCAAUAUCAGACACAGACUGCAUGCAAUAGAUCUUUUUUUUUUUAAAUCGUGUUUAUAAUUGGGAAAAAAUCAGGAAUGUGUUUGAACACGGCUGUGAAACAAGUUGUUCUGCUUUGGACUGUGACUGCGGUGAGCCCUCUGCGAUGAAAACGCCAUCUUACAUUUCACACUUUGUGUUUGACUUGUUUAUGAGAAAGGGAAUAUUUUCUUAUUUUGUCACGUCAUUCCUUUUGUGUCACUGUGUGGAUCUCCUCCUCAGCCCCCCUUGACUCCCGUGUGUCAAGACAUGAUGUUACUGUGUUUACUGUUUUUCAUGCUUACAUUUGUGCGUCUACGAGACCCACAACUUUUCUUUUCUCCUGAACCUCCACAUGUGAGAUGGUAAUGUUUUUGUUUUGUUUGUUUUUGAGAAAAUGGCAAAAAAGCAGGAAGGAAAAUGUGAUGACAGAUGAUGUUUUUGUGCAUUCAGAUAAUGAAGGAAAUAAUAUUUUUCUGUUGAUAUCUUAAGCUAUGCAUAAUUUAAGAUCAUUGUCUUAGGUUGCUUAAAUUGUGUUGUCCUCAUUUAACUGACCUCUCUGAGCUGGUUUUGCAGUUCAGCAACAUGGACUGAGUUCUGAAAGGUCGUGUUUUAUGUUUCUUUUUGUUUGUAUAUAUGUGCGUUAGUGUAUGUAUGAACAAACCAAGUUACAAGUAUAUUAUAAAUAUAUAAAUAUAUAUAAAUAUUUGAAGAAAUAUUA
Messenger RNA from Scomber scombrus (Atlantic mackerel), 14181 nucleotides. RefSeq names its product lysosomal trafficking regulator (gene lyst). The transcript is spliced from 54 exons. The coding region runs from base 281 to 11800 and encodes 3839 amino acids. Lineage: Eukaryota; Metazoa; Chordata; Actinopteri; Scombriformes; Scombridae. Gene Ontology annotation, biological process: intracellular protein localization. Gene Ontology annotation, molecular function: protein kinase binding. The record is from RefSeq and is a predicted model, not a curated record. Gene Ontology annotation, cellular component: cytosol; membrane.